Hylaeus volcanicus is the source of this 1506-nucleotide messenger RNA. RefSeq names its product latent-transforming growth factor beta-binding protein 2-like. The transcript has a single exon. Bases 1 to 1506 code for a protein of 501 amino acids. The record is from RefSeq and is a predicted model, not a curated record. Lineage: Eukaryota; Metazoa; Arthropoda; Insecta; Hymenoptera; Colletidae.
AUGAGUUUAUUAUUCAAAAAUUGGUUAGGGAAUCCAUUUUGUUUCUUUUAUAUAACAACAUUUUACCUUUUAUUUGCUGAAACUCAAGGUAUUGGAAAUUCGGUGAAUCCUAAAUUAUCAUGUCCUCGAGGUUAUACGCAAAACGGGAAAGUAUGUUUAAAAGUGGAUUACGCUGAUUUUAUUUUACAAUGUCCUAAAGGAAGUCAUUUAAAUGAUAAUGUUUGUAUAACAAAAGAACGAGUACGUGCUGGUCAUCGAUGUCCAGAUAACUAUGUUAUGAAACGGGAUGAAACAUGUGAGAAAAUUGAACGAUUUCCUUUAAGAAUGGAAUGUGAUAAGGAUUAUAUGCCUAGUGAUGGAAUGUGUGUACAACGUGUUCGAUCCGAACCAAAUUUAUCCUGUCCAAGAGGUUACAAAAUAGAAGGCAUUAAUUGUGUUCGUUUUACGAAAAAAAACCCUAAUUUAGUAUGUCCUCAAGGAACAACAAGUCGUAAUACGAGAUGUGAACGAAUUGUUACAACACCCCCUUUAAUGAAUUGUGAUAAAGAUUUUGUUCUAAUAGCAGGAAUGUGCGUCAAGGAAAGCACCGUACCAAAAAUUAUUGAAUGCAGUAAGGAUUUUGUAAUGAAUGGAUCCGUUUGUACACGUCAAAUUGAAAUGGGUAAUUCAGAGUUUGUUUGUCCUUUUGGUACAACUAAAAAUCGUAAAAAGAAUAAAUGUCAACAAUUUGAAACUGUUCCAGGAUCUUUAGUAUGUAGAAAUAGAGGAUUUAUUUUAGAGAACGGAAAAUGUGUUAAAAUUGAAGAAAUGGUUCCCGAUGUUAUAUGUGAAAAGGGUUAUCGUCAACAUCAUGAUGGUCAAUGCGAACGUAUUGUAGAAAUUGAAGGGCAGAUUAUUUGCCCCAAUGGUUCUCAGCCAAAAGGAAAAAAAUGCAUUGCUUUAGAAACUGUUCAACCUCAUAAUUUAUGUCCCGAAGGUUAUGAUCAUGAUGCCGUUCAUGAACGUUGUGUACAAAUAUCGAAGCAACCAGCUUCCAUACGUUGUGCUAAGAGUUUCAAAGAACAAGAUGGGCAAUGUAUACUAACAAGUGACGUUCCACCUGAUUUCGUUUGCGCAGAAGGCACGGUGUAUCGCGGGAAUAUGUGCGAAAGUGUCCAUGUAGUUGAAGCGCAAAUACAAUGUCAACGGGGACGUUAUGAAAAUGGAAUGUGUGUUGAACUUUCUAUACGACCACCCAAAGUCUCUUGCCCAAGAGGAUUUACACAGGAAAAUGGUGCAUGCGUCGCACGAGAUAUUGCUAAAUUUGAAUCUGUAUGUCAAGACGGAUUUCUGCCUCACUAUGAUAUGUGUGAUAUAAUAACCUCCUCCGAACCUACCCGAAUGUGUCCACGUGGUUUUUCUGUUGGCUUGUCUGGAAAAUGUCAAAAAACAGAAGCCACCGAAGUAAAACCUUACUGCCCUCAAGGAACUCGUUUAAUUCAUGGUGUAUGUCUUAGCAAAAAAUAA